AAAAAAGGGUUAACGAAAUUGAUCCCACUUACGACGAGGUCGUUAAAAUCAUCAGUGAUAGAUUCAAUUGGAUAUCGUCAACGGUAUAGGAUAGCGAAGGAAGGAGAUUGAAGACAAACAACCAACCUCAAUUCAUCAUGUCAUUAUCAUCAUCAUCAUCCAGUUCAUAUUCUCUUUCGAAUAUUAAUCCUAAGUUAUUAAGAAGAAUUUAUCGUGCUUGUCGACCAAGUAAUAAUGAACCAAAUUUAGCUUUGAAUCUUGAGAUUUGUGAUUAUGUCAAUGCUAAACAAGGGUCUACUACUAGAGAUGCGGCCAUUGCUGUGGUUAAAUUGAUUAGUCAAAGAGAUCCUCAAACUUCAGAAUUGGCUAUUGCCUUAUUAGAUAAUUUAAUUAAAAAUUGUGGUUAUCCUUUCCAUUUACAAAUCUCUCGUAAAGAGUUUUUAAAUGAAUUGGUUAAACGAUUCCCUGAAAGACCUCCUAUAAGAUAUACUAGAGUUCAAAGAUUGAUUUUAGCUCAAAUUGAAGAAUGGUAUCAAACCAUUUGUAAAACUUCAAAAUAUAAGGAUGAUUUUGGUUAUAUUAAAGAUAUGCAUCGUUUAUUAGGUCAUAAAGGUUAUGUAUUUCCUGAAGUUAAAGUUGAAGAUCAAGCUGUUUUAAAUCCUUCUGAUACUUUGAAAUCAUUAGAAGAAUUACAAAAGGAAGAAGCUAUUGUUCAUAGUGCUAAAUUACAAGAAUUAAUUAGAAGAGGUAAACCACAAGAUUUACAAGAAGCUAAUAAAUUAAUGAAGAUUAUGGCCGGUUUUAAAGAUGAUAAUGUUCAAGAAAAUAAAAAACAAGUUAAUGAUGAUAUAGCAAGAUUAAAGAGAAAAGUUGAAAUUUUAGCUGAAAUGUUAAAUACUAUUCAAAAUUCAGGUACUUCAAUUGAUGAUUCAAAUGAAGCCAUUGUUGAUUUAUAUUCUUCUAUUAAAAGUUCUCAACCCAUUGUUACUAAAAUCAUUGGAGAAGAAAAUGAAAAUGAAGAUAGAGUUCAAGAAUUAUUAGGUUUAAAUGAUAAUAUUAAUUCAGUAGUUACAAAAUUCCAAUUAUUAAAAGGUGGUAAUGUUGAUGAAGCUUCAAAGAUUUCAGUAUCAGGUGGAUCAGGUGCUACUGGUAGUAAAUCUGGUGGUGAAUUGAAUUUAAUUGACUUUGAUGAUGACGAUGAUGCUAAUGGUGCUAAUCCAGUUGAAGAUCAAGGUUAUAAUGAUUUAUUAAGUGAUUUAGCAAACUUGGCAUUUACAACUCCAAAUCCAACCACAACUUCAACCAGUAAUACUCUUAAUGAUCUUAAUAUCUUUGGUUCAGGUGGAUCCAUUGCAUUAGGUAAUAGUUUUAAUAUACCUUCACAUAGUGCCAGUACUACUCCAUUACAACAACCAAAACCAACCACUCUUGGAAAUGAUUUUGAUUUAUUAGGUAGUAGUGGAUUAAAUUCUCCAUCACCUCAAUUACAAUCAAAUACUUCAUUAGAUCCAUUUGGAUUAAACUUCCCAUCUUCAACACCAAAUCAAAUUCAAACCAGUGUUAACCAACAACAAACAAAAUCAAACAUUCUCGUAAAUCAAUCCCAAAAUCUUAAAGUUGAAAUCGGAGUAUUACCAAAUUCAUCUAGUCAAUUAUUCAGAGGUAAAGUGAUUUUAAGUAAUCCUGGUUCAUCUACUUUAAAUCAAUUAAAGUUCUUAAUUGCGGUUCCAAAAUCUUGUAAAUUAGAUUUAAAACCUCAAUCUGGGGAAACUUUAUAUGGAUUUGCUAAUAAUGGAGUUACUCAAGAUUUCGUCAUUGAAAAUUCUCAAAAUAAAUCAUUAAAGAUAAAAUGGAAAGUUGAAUAUGUGAUUUCUGGUAAUAAGAUUGAAGAAACUGGUGUUAAUGUGUUAAACGAAUAGAUAUUUUAAUUCUUGAUAAUUUCAUCGUUAUUUUACUUUUACUUUUAUGUUAGCUUUCCUGUUUUGUCGUCCUUAUGUUUAAUUAUCACUCCUCGUCGCCUCUCUCUAUAUCUCUUUAUAUACUUUUGUCUGUUUUCGAUACAUUACAUUUUUAUUUAGUUU
Scheffersomyces coipomensis is the source of this 2081-nucleotide messenger RNA. RefSeq names its product phosphatidylinositol 4-phosphate-binding protein (gene GGA2). NCBI's taxonomy places the organism in Eukaryota, Fungi, Ascomycota, Pichiomycetes, Serinales, Debaryomycetaceae. Bases 138 to 1919 code for a protein of 593 amino acids. Gene Ontology annotation, cellular component: trans-Golgi network. Gene Ontology annotation, molecular function: ubiquitin binding; phosphatidylinositol binding. The record is from RefSeq and is a predicted model, not a curated record. The transcript has a single exon. Gene Ontology annotation, biological process: Golgi to vacuole transport; Golgi to endosome transport; protein transport to vacuole involved in ubiquitin-dependent protein catabolic process via the multivesicular body sorting pathway.